CGUUGUAUUUUGUGUAUUAUUUUGCAUUUACCAACAGAAGCUCUACUCGUACCCGCUUUUCGUACCAUUGAAAGUUUUUAGCGGCUCACGUUGUUUGUAGUAUUAUCUGCGCAGUUAAGUUUUGCGAAUAUAUUUCAAGUUAACCCGGUGUAUUAUCAACGAUGGAUUCUGAAAGUGAAACCGUUACCGAUGGCGUAUCGACAUUCGCGAACGGUGACAUUGAUUCAGUCUCGACUACCGAUCAUAUGACCAAAAUCGGCGUUAUCGCUGUCGAUCAACGAGUUAAAAGAAAGGCUAAAAGACUCCUAAAGCAGCAUUCCAAAGAAACACCUAAUAAUGGUACUCUGGUCCAUACGCGCUACUGGAAGAAUUCUCGUAAACCGCGAAACGGUUUCAGAAGAGGGCUUCCGAAAAAAGGUGGUGCCGGAGGUAAAGGUGUAUGGGGUAAAUUAGGCUCUGAAUCGGACGGUGUCGAAGAAAUGGACAGAAAUGAUCCGAACUACGACAGCGAUGCGUUAGAUAAUGGUGAUAUCGAACUGAAAUGCAUAAUUCCAGAAUUAAAUGACGAAGAAUUGAAAAAAAAUUUGGAGUUGAUAAUUUUGGAAUAUUACGAACAUGGCGACUGUGACGAAGCGCUUAUCUCGAUCGACGAGUUGAACUGCAAUUCUAAAAAACACUUGAUUCCUUUACAUGCUAUAGAGAUAGCUUUAGACCAUAAACCAUCGCAUCGCGAAAUGACCUCAGUUUUAUUAUCUGAUCUCACCGUACGAAUUGUUAAACCUAAAGAAAUGAUAACAGCUUUUCAAAUGCUGUUAUCAAAUUUACCUGAUUUAAUUUUGGACUGUCCCGAAGCUCCCGUCCUGUUAGGUAAUUUUAUAGCGCGUGCGAUCGCCGACGCUUGUAUGCCUCCCAAAGCAGUAAAAAUAUUUAAAGAAAAAAUCGAAAACGAUUACGCCAGCGAAGCGUUGAAUCGAGCGGAUACUUUACUAUCAUCUGAACUCGCAUUAUACCGAUUGGAUAACGUUUGGGGUAUUGGUGGCGGUCUAAGACCGGUCAAAACUCUUAUUCGGCAGAUGAAUUUAUUGCUGGAAGAAUAUUUAUCGUCUUGUGAUAUACAAGAAGCUACUCGUUGUUUGGUGGCAUUAGAAGUGCCUCAUUUUUAUCAUGAAUUAGUUUACGAAGCGGUUGUCUUAACGCUGGAAUCGUUGAACCAAGAAGUCGAAGACAAUAUGUGUACUUUAUUGAAAUCACUAUCCGAUGCAAUUAUCGUUACUCCCGAUAUGAUGCAAAGAGGAUUCCUGCGAGUAUUCGAAGACAUGCCGGAUAUCGUAAUUGAUGUUCCUUUGGCUUAUACCGUGUUGGAAAGAUUUGUGGAGAAAUGCCACAAAGCCGGUUUCGUCAACGAAAACGUUAUAAAGAAAAUGCCAACGAAAGGUCGCAAGCGUUUCGUUUCCGAAGGCGAUGGCGGAAGAGUGAAAGAACAUUAUUAAUGCACCUAUAGCAACGGACUACCAAAAAGAAUUUUUUUUUUUUUCAUUGCAACGUGUAUGUCCAGUUUGUGCAGAAGAUAUCGAAAUUCGACAAGUCAUUUUACUACCUAGGUUUUUCAUGAUUUUGAAAAACAGCAAUUCGAUAUGGAUCGUCUAUAUAAAUGAUGAUAAGAUUUUCACCAUUCGUUGUAUUUUAUUUUCAUUUUUGAAGAAGAUACGUUCAAUUUGAAUGGCCUUAUUUUUUUCGCUUUUAAUUUUUAAUUUUCUUUUUCUAGUUCUUAAUAAUUUUUUUUCUCUCCCUCUUUUUACAUAAAUAUAUAUUAUUUACAUAUUAUGGUAGUUUACUAAUAAAUUUGAUAAUCAGAUUUCUUCUAUAGAAAACACACACCAUUGUAAUUUCGGCGCUUAAUUGACAUUUUAUGUAUUACGCUUAUACGCGUGUUUUUUUUCCCCUCUCUUUUUGUAUUAGUUCCGUUGUAAUGAAUUUUUAUAAUAAUUUCAUUGAAUAUACUGAUUGAAAUAAUUUUCA
This is a messenger RNA of Planococcus citri (citrus mealybug), 2019 nucleotides long. RefSeq names its product Programmed cell death 4 (gene Pdcd4). Bases 162 to 1490 code for a protein of 442 amino acids. The transcript is spliced from 11 exons. Gene Ontology annotation, biological process: negative regulation of DNA-templated transcription. The record is from RefSeq and is a predicted model, not a curated record. Gene Ontology annotation, cellular component: nucleus; cytosol. Lineage: Eukaryota; Metazoa; Arthropoda; Insecta; Hemiptera; Pseudococcidae.